AUGCCCGCUAGGCUUCUUGUCUUCGUGGACACUUUCUGGAAAGUUGGCUUCUACAUCUUCGGAUUGAUAGGAAUCCUCACAGUGGCCUCCACCUUCGUCCACGACAACGACAACCCAGACUCCAUUCAGCGCUUUUGGCAGUUCCAGUACUCCAUCUUGGACAUCAAGAGCUGGCAGCCCCGGGGAUUCAUCCUCCAACCUUUGGGCUUGUAUUUCCUCGGGGGCUUUCUGUUCGUCACACAGGUCCUCCUGGAAGAGCAGAUCCUCCCCGGCGAGGAGGUGCUGAAGUCCGAGUCGGAGGAGAAGCGCUGCUUCUUCUUGGAGCAGGUUGAUUGGCAGGUGGCCGCAGGCAUUCCUCACGUCCGUCAGGGGACCGUUCCCAAUGCUACAUCGAUGCGGGCCCCCUGGGUGCCGACCCGCACCUGUGGCCUCAGCAGGGAGUGUAAGCUCAAGGAAGCAAAGAUCGAGUACGAGGUCCGGCGGACGAGCACCUGGAUGCAGUACUGGAGCGCUCUCUGGGGCCAGUGGAUCCGACGAGUGCCGCCCUCGACGUGCUUCAUGGCCAACGAAACUCUGCCGGCCUUGGCGCUGAACCUUCCCAUGAAGGACUUCAGCCCGGCCGAGGUCAAGAAUUCCACGGAGAACCUCAGAUUCGCCCCUGCCUACAUGGGGGCCGACGGCCCGCCGUGGAAUCGCAGACAGUUCUUCGCCAAGGACUACUGGACGGCCUGCAACUACGAGUGCUACGAGUGGGGUGAGGGCUCCGCAGUGGAAAACUUGCUGGAGUGCGGCAUGGUCAUCGGGGGCGGCCUCACGAUCGUGCUGGUAGCCAAUGCUGUAGGAAACUACGUCGGAAACAGCUUCGUCACGCACGACACCAAACCCGAGGAACUCAUCAAUGUUCUGUUGCGAGACGUCCGGGUCCUCUUUCGUGCAAGAAAGAGGCUAUGCCAGUCGCUUUGCUGUCAGAAGAUGGGCAACGAUGCGACCGGGAAGGCUUUCCGGCACUUUACGAGGCUGGCUUGGCAGGGUGUCAUCAUCAACAUUAUCAAGCUCAUCCUUUAUUUCUACUGUGGUACGAAGAUCUAUCGCCAUGUUGCAGUACGCUACACAGGAUCCCUCUCCGAUCGCGGCUUGCUCCGCUGCAUUCUUUACCUGAGCAUCUUCAACAGUGGCCUUCGGUCGGUCUUCUGCUUCACCCGGAAGUGCUGGCGGGAGGGCGAGGAUGAUGGAUUCUGCUGCGGGCUGAGUGCUUCGAACCAGUUCUACAUGCAGUGGCACGUUGCAACCGCCGUGUUGGUGUGUAGGUGUGCACAUGCAUACGUAGCUUCAUAUUGA
Messenger RNA from Symbiodinium sp. CCMP2592, 1338 nucleotides. The record is from the annotation of a GenBank genome assembly. NCBI's taxonomy places the organism in Eukaryota, Dinophyceae, Suessiales, Symbiodiniaceae.